AAUCAACAUAUAUAGAGUGAUUAAAAGCUUUGGCCGCCGCCUAACAAACUCCAUAACAAGUGAAGUCUACAUUUUGUCUAUUCAUUACCAUGUUCACGCGAAAUAGUUGGAAAGAAAUCUAUUUCGCCCUAUUGAUUAUAUGGGUAUUUGGCACAUUUGUAAAUGCCAUCAAUUUAGAUCAUGUCCCCCAUAUAAGCGAUAAAUUUAAUACAAACCGCAUAUCUGGCGGUGAUAUAGCUGCUGAAAACCAAUUCCCCUAUCAAGUGGGAUUGAAUAUAGAGACAUCGCCCGGAAAAUUCACCUGGUGUGGUGGAAGUCUUAUUUCAAAUCAAUGGAUUGUAACAGCGGCACAUUGUGUACACAGCAUUACCGGUGUGAUUGUCUAUUUAGGAUCUACACAUCGUUUGGAGCCCAAGAAAACCUACCGCGUUGCCUUAAUAGAUAUUCACUUGCAUCAUCAUUUUCAUUUGGGAACUUUAGAAAAUGAUAUAGCUUUGAUGCGUCUUCCCGCACAGGUGGCGCUGAGCGAUGCUAUUCAACCGAUACCGCUGCCAAAAUUAUACGAUAAUCAUCCAACAUAUGAGUAUCUGGAAGCCAUAACCUCUGGAUGGGGUCGAGAGAACGAUGCAUCUCCCAGCAUAUCAACUUAUCUGAGAUAUGUAGUGCGCUAUACACUCACCAAUCCUGAAUGCCAAUUUGUCUAUGGCAACUCAGUUAAGGCCAGCAAUAUUUGCAUCGAUACCACGGGGGGCAAAUCCACAUGCAGUGGCGACUCGGGGGGACCCUUGGCCAUCAGUGAUGAUUCUAAUGGUCUUAUGCUUAUUGGCCUUACCUCCUUUGGCAAAUCUUCGGGCUGUACAAAUGGAAGUCCUGCAGUCUUUACCCGUUUAACCUCCUAUUUAAAUUGGAUUUAUCAAACCUCAGGAGUGGCGAAUAUUUAGAACAACAGCCACUCGAAAACUUGUAAA
Molecule: messenger RNA, 968 nt
Organism: Stomoxys calcitrans (stable fly)
Lineage: Eukaryota; Metazoa; Arthropoda; Insecta; Diptera; Muscidae
Product: serine protease 1
Exons: 3
Coding region: 90-941 (283 amino acids)
Biological process (GO): proteolysis
Molecular function (GO): serine-type endopeptidase activity
Source: RefSeq, a predicted model, not a curated record